AUUUUGUUCAAAUAUAUAUUUUUAACAUAAUAUGCAUCUGCUCACCAGCUGGCUAAUGCAGGUUAGGUGAUCCUCAGAUCAGUGUAGGUUUCCCCCGAAGAGUGGUGAGGGCAUUGGAGAUGACCUCCAAAAUGUCUCCUAUGGCAGCAUGUGGAUAUGCAGGUGACAUGGUAUGGUGACAAUGACUGUGACAUCACUGGCCCUGGGCAAGUACAGCAACCAGUAUGGCAAGAGGUGGGAGGCCGGGGGUGUUAUUGGCACAGAUAUUGACUCAGACUAUGGCAGUGUUGAGUUUUAUCACAAUAGCCAGUCAAUGGAUAAAAAGUAUAAAAGGUGCAUGAGUGAGUUUGAUACUGUGGACAAAUGCAGAAGGUGGCACCCUGCAGUCUCAUUCACAUUGGAACAAGAACUGGCGUUUUUGGGGACUGUGGCCAACAGCAGCAUUUUAUCUUUGAUGUCAGUUUUGCAUUUGUUGUUCUGAGCGGGAAAUGUUUGUUUAUUGAGUCAACAUGCCCACUGCAAUCUUGUGUGCGACAUCAAUUAUUAUAAUGUCAC
Messenger RNA from Kickxella alabastrina, 555 nucleotides. RefSeq lists its product as uncharacterized. Lineage: Eukaryota; Fungi; Kickxellomycota; Kickxellomycetes; Kickxellales; Kickxellaceae. The record is from RefSeq and is a predicted model, not a curated record. Bases 173 to 481 code for a protein of 102 amino acids. The transcript has a single exon.